Molecule: messenger RNA, 3073 nt
Organism: Phyllostomus discolor (pale spear-nosed bat)
Lineage: Eukaryota; Metazoa; Chordata; Mammalia; Chiroptera; Phyllostomidae
Product: zinc finger protein 883-like
Exons: 3
Coding region: 1-1956 (651 amino acids)
Biological process (GO): negative regulation of transcription by RNA polymerase II
Molecular function (GO): DNA-binding transcription repressor activity, RNA polymerase II-specific
Source: RefSeq, a predicted model, not a curated record
AUGGCGGUGGCGACUUCCUCUCCCGCCGCUAGGUCCGGGCCUGGAGCUCAGAGUGUGUUGGAGGCCCCCCGCAGACGCUCGGCUGAGAUUGGUAUGACCUUUGCGGACAUUGCCCUGUACUUCUCCAGAGAAGAAUGGCGUCUCCUCAAUGAAGCUGAGAGACGUCUGUACCUGGAUGUGAUGCUGGAGAACUUUGAGCUUAUAUCUUCCCUAGGUUGCUGCUGUGGAGGAGAGGACGUGGAAGAACUGAGUGAACAAAAUGUUUCUGUAAGAGUGGUACAGGCAGAGAAUCCCAAGGUGGCUUUGUCUUCCCAGAAGAGCCACCCAUGUGAGAGUUGUGGGCUAGUGCUAAGAUACAUUUUCCAUGUGACUGAAGAGCAGGAAACACAGCACAGCCAGAAAUCAUUGCAGUGUGGGGCAUGUGCAAAACGAUUUUAUCUCAGUACAAAGUGUCACCAGCACCAAGAGCAUCAUGUGAAAGAGAAGCCUUUCAGAAGAGGUGGGGACAGGAUCCUACUUGCAGAGGGCUGCAAUGGCAGUGUGUCCCAGAAGCUUUUCACCUUUGGGGAGGUUGGACAGGACAUCCUCACUGAGUCAGAACAUCUCCAACAAGAGGCUGCUCACACCAGGGACAGGCCAAAUGAAAUCUCGCCAUCUGGAGACACUAUUCAAAGCAGAGAAAAUUAUUUCACCCUGAGUGUAUGUAAAAAAGCCAUUGGCUGCAGUCGUGCAUAUGUUGAAAAGAAGGGUGUCCAUACUGGAAGACAAUGUUUUGAGUGCCAUGAUGGUGGAAAAAAUGUUUCCAGAAUUUCUAGCUUUUGUUAUUGUCAGAGAGUUCCCAGUGAAGAAAAGCCCCAUCAGUGCAGUGAAUGUAGAAAAUCUUUUAAAAACUUGUCUCAACUUCGUUAUCAUCAGACAGUUCACACUGCAGAAAGGCCCUAUCAGUGCAGUGUAUGUGGGAAUUCUUUUAAAAGAAGAAAUGCCCUUUAUCGUCACAAGAAAAUUCACACUAGAGAAAAGUCUUAUGAAUGUAGUGAAUGUGGGAAAUCUUUUGCCAAUAGCACUCAUCUCCAUUAUCAUCAGAGUGUUCACACGGGAGAAAAGCCAAAUCAGUGCCGUGAGUGUGGGAAAACUUUUAAAAAAUUGGCUCUACUUCGUUGUCAUUGGGCAGUUCACAGUGAAGAAAGGCCCUAUCCAUGCAGUGUAUGUGGGAAGUCAUUCAAAACAAGAAGUAGCCUUUAUUUACAUGAGAAAAUUCACACUGGAAAAAGGUCUUAUGGAUGUAGUGAAUGUGGGAAAUCUUUUAUCAAUAAAAGUCUUCUCCAUUAUCAUCAGAGAAUUCACACAGGGGACAGGCCUUAUGUGUGCAGUGAAUGUGGGAAAUCUUUUACCAGAGGUGAUCACCUUCGUUCUCAUCAGAGACUUCACACUGGAGAAAGGCCUUAUGAGUGCAGGAAAUGUGGGAAAUCUUUCUUCCGAAAGAAUGCCCUUAACUGUCAUCAGAGGGUUCACACCGAAGAAAGGCCUUAUGAGUGCAGUGAAUGUGGGAAAUCUUAUCGCAGUAGUGGUGGCCUUCAUUUUCAUCAGAAACUUCACACUGGAGAAAGGCCUUAUAAGUGCAGUGAAUGUGGGAAAUCUUACUGCAGUAGUAGUGGCUUUCAUUCUCAUCAGAGACUUCACACUGGAGAAAGGCCUUAUGAGUGCAAUGAAUGUGGGAAAUCUUUUUGUAGUAGUAGUAGCCUUCAUUCUCAUCAGAGACUUCACACUGGAGAAAGGCCUUAUGAGUGCAGUGAAUGUGGGAAAUCUUACCGUUGUCUUGCUAGCCUACGUUAUCAUCGGAAUGCUCACACAGGUGGAAAGCCUUAUGAGUGCAGUGAAUGUGGGAAUACUUAUCGCAGUAAAAACAGCCUGCGCUAUCAUGAGAGAUUUCACAAAGGAGAAAGACUUUAUUAUUAAAGUACAGUGAAUGUGCAGAAGGGCAUAGAUGUUAGGACAUGUACAGGAUUUUUGUUUCAUGUAAACAAUAACGGAAUUCUGUGAAGUCUUGCCUGAAUCAAAUCUUAUACAGCCAAGCCUCAAAAGUAAAGAGGUUCCCAUAAUAACCUUUCAUAUGUGAAGCAUGUGUAUCCAGGUUGCCCUUUUUUUACCCAGGUGUUUUUUUACAUCUGUGUCACUGCAUAUUUUUGUUGAAGCUAUUUCCCGUGUACCAGCUAUAAGGUUCCAAGAGAUUCCAUGAGUCAUCAUCCCUGAUGUGCUCAGAAAAAGUAACUUCCCUGUGAUUUGUUGCAGAAAAUUAGGAGUAGCCUAGCUUUUUAGGUCUUUCUUUGCUCUCUCACUACUUGGUGCAUUGACAUGACUCAAUUUUGGCCCAGAAAACAUCGUCUGAAUUUACAUGUCAGCUUGUAAGAGGACUGCAUUUUUGCAGGACAUUCUUUUUUACAUAACCAGGGAUUAUUUUUGAGUGUCCAAAUCACCAGUGCAGGAACUGCCUAGAUGAUCUUCCUUGGUAAAAUAAUGGAAGACUUUCCCCCAAGUCUUCUUUAAUUUUGGGUGCUCUAUUUUGUGGGGUAAUUUAUAAGCAGUUUUGGGCCCCACAAGCAUCAAGAUGUGAACAGUUUUAUGUGUGUCUCAACUUUCUCUGCCUCUGUGGGGACAGUUUAGUGCAGAAAUGAACUUAGUGAUUUUUGCCAGACUUGCUUUCCUGCUCAUGUGUUCCCAGGCAAGACUGUGGGCUUUGUAGUUCUUAUGAGAAGCUUCAAUGGUGUGAGUUUCAGAAGACAUGGACAUCACUACAAAGAAGGGGUAGGUAUGCCAACCUCGAUAUGUCUGGGAACAGCAUGAAUUUUUUUCUUGUAAAGGAUGGCAAUAUUUUUGCAGGGAUCUCUGGCCCAGACCUUGCAAAGGGCCAUGUGCUCUAAUGUCUGCAGUUUCAUGGGGGAUGGGCAAGUGGUAACACCAUAGAGGUGAGGGAAACUGAUUGCAAGAGAAACACUGUUAUGACAGGUGCUGGAGGAGACUAAGGCAACUAGACAGAAUGUGCAUUUUCUCAGCAUGCAUCCAGAAACGUUUCUGA